AUGGGGAAGUUAAAAGGAAGAUGUAAGAUAUGGUCUGUAGGUUUAGGCAACAAAGAAUUUCAGUUUUUCUUAAUAGCAACUAAAUUUCACGCCUCAACCCAGAGACCACUUCAACAGCUAAGUAGUGAAAAAGAUGUUGGGAAUGUGAUGAAGUAUUUGAAGAAGUCUUUAGAAAAAGUAGAGGAUAUUCCCUCUACAAGGAAAGUCUUGGUUACAUUUGAAGAGAUCACAGGAUAUGAAUUCUGCUAUUAUAUGCAUAUAUUAACCACACAUAUUAGCGUGAUGGACCAGGGCAAUAUCACUGUAGUCACUGAAUUCAUUCUUACGGGACUCACUUAUCUCUCAGAAUUCCAGCUCCUUCUCUUUUUGGUGAUUCUGGCAAUCUAUCUGAUCAGCCUUUUGGGAAAUUUGGGAUUGACAGUGCUAAUCACAAUCGAUUCUCUACUUCACACUCCAGUGUACUUCUUUCUUGGCAACUUGUCUGCCUUGGAUCUUUCAUAUUCUUCAGCCACUGCUCCCAAGAUGCUUGCAGACUUCUUUCUGGAGGUGAGAACUAUUUCCUUGAUAGAAUGUGCCAUCCAGAUAGUUUGCACUCAGCUCAUACUUGGUUCAUAUCUCAUUGGUUUGCUCCAGGGACUCAUUCAGCCUGGGGUUUUUCAGUGGAACUGUCACCUCUCUGGAAAUUGCAGUGUCAUCUGCUCUGCAGCAGGGAGACGCAAGGCCUUCUGCACCUGUGUCUCCCACAUAAUGGUGGUUGGCCUAUUAUAUGGUACCGCCAUCUUCGUAUACAUUCAGCCCAGUUCACAUAACGUGCCAGAGAAUGACGAAGUGGUUUCUGUGUUUUAUACUCUUGUGAUACCAAUGCUCAAUCCUCUGAUCUGCAGCUUGAGAAACAAAGAUGUGAAAGAUGCCCCGUGGAAAAUAACACAUGGAAAAGCAUAG
Tachyglossus aculeatus (Australian echidna) is the source of this 942-nucleotide messenger RNA. RefSeq names its product olfactory receptor 493-like. The transcript is spliced from 5 exons. Bases 1 to 942 code for a protein of 313 amino acids. Gene Ontology annotation, molecular function: odorant binding; olfactory receptor activity. Gene Ontology annotation, biological process: sensory perception of smell; G protein-coupled receptor signaling pathway. The record is from RefSeq and is a predicted model, not a curated record. NCBI's taxonomy places the organism in Eukaryota, Metazoa, Chordata, Mammalia, Monotremata, Tachyglossidae. Gene Ontology annotation, cellular component: membrane.